Eptesicus fuscus (big brown bat) is the source of this 2529-nucleotide messenger RNA. Its product is annotated as probable UDP-sugar transporter protein SLC35A4. Gene Ontology annotation, cellular component: Golgi membrane. The record is from RefSeq and is a predicted model, not a curated record. Bases 1 to 975 code for a protein of 324 amino acids. Gene Ontology annotation, molecular function: pyrimidine nucleotide-sugar transmembrane transporter activity. The transcript has 3 exons. NCBI's taxonomy places the organism in Eukaryota, Metazoa, Chordata, Mammalia, Chiroptera, Vespertilionidae. Gene Ontology annotation, biological process: pyrimidine nucleotide-sugar transmembrane transport.
AUGAGUGUAGAGGACGGGGGAGUGCCAGGCCUGGGCCGUCCCAGCCAGGCCCGCUGGACCUUGAUGCUACUCCUGUCCACUGCCAUGUAUGGUGCCCACGCACCAUUGUUGGCACUGUGCCAUGUGGAUGGCCGAGUGCCCUUCCGACCCUCCUCAGCUGUGCUGCUGACCGAGCUGACCAAGCUACUCUUGUGCGCCUUCUCCCUCCUAGUAGGCUGGCAAGCAUGGCCCCGGGGGGGCCCGCCCUGGCGCCAGGCUGCCCCCUUUGCACUACCAGCCUUGCUCUAUGGCGCCAACAAUAACCUGGUGAUCUAUCUUCAACGAUACAUGGACCCCAGCACCUACCAGGUCCUGAGCAAUCUCAAGAUUGGAAGCACGGCCCUGUUCUACUGCCUCUGCCUCCGGCGCCGCCUCUCUGCACGCCAGGGCUUAGCACUGCUGCUGCUGAUGGCAGCGGGGGCCUGCUACGCAGCUGGUGGCCUCCAGGACCCUGGGAACACCCUCCCCGGGUCCCCUCCAGCAGCUAAGGCUGGCCCCAUGCCCCUGCAUAUCACUCCACUAGGACUGCUGCUCCUCAUCCUGUACUGCCUCAUCUCGGGCUUGUCCUCUGUGUACACAGAGCUGCUCAUGAAGCGACAGCGGCUGCCCCUGGCACUUCAGAACCUCUUCCUUUACACGUUUGGUGUGCUCCUGAAUCUAGGUCUGCAUGCAGGUGGCGGCCCCGGCCCAGGCCUCCUGGAGGGCUUCUCAGGAUGGGCAGCGCUCGUGGUGCUCAGCCAGGCACUAAAUGGACUGCUCAUGUCGGCUGUCAUGAAGCACGGCAGCAGCAUCACACGCCUCUUUGUGGUGUCCUGCUCACUGGUGGUCAACGCCGUGCUCUCAGCAGCUCUGCUGCGGCUGCAGCUCCCAGCUGCCUUCUUCCUGGCCACACUGCUCAUUGGCCUGGCUGUGCACCUGUACUAUGGUAGCCACUAGCCCCUGACCACUUCCACCUUGACUCCUGACCCUGGAGAUUGGGCGUUACCAUCAGAGCCACCUCCUAGCUCCCUUUCCCUCAGCAGCCCUGUAACAAGUGCCUUGUGAGAAAAGCUGGGGAAGUGAGAGCAACCAGAAGGGUGGAUGAAGGUAUACCCCUGAGAGACUUGUGGAGUGGGUUUGGUUACGGAAACUGGAAACUCUUAAACAUCACCCUCCCUCCCCGCCCCCAAGUUCUUCCAGACUAGGGAAUUAUGGGAGCAUCAAUUCCUAGACCUGAGAAAUGACCCCAUCUCUGAUGGAACAGGUUCCCUGUCUUACCCUGCAUGAAUUCAGUUGCCCCCUUCCCCACCCCUGUCCUACAGGAAAGCCCAAUUGCCACAGAUUCCACACCCAUCACCUUGGCCAUUCUGCUGAGCUCCCGUAGCUCCAGGAUCGCCUGGAGACAGUGCUAUCCCUGCUCCCUCCACAGUGCUGCUCUCCACACCCAGCCUUUGUUCUGGAAACCCCAGAGGGGCUGGGGCUUGGCUCAUCUCAGGAAAUGUUUCCCCUGGGCUCUGGCUUAUACUCCUGAUCUCUCUACGCACCCAAAGAGCCUCUUGCAGCCCAAUGCCCCCUCUACAGCUCCUAGGAGUUACCGUUCUAGGUCCGUCCCCUGCCUAGCAGUGUCCCACCUCCCAACAGCCACAGAAGCUCUGCACAGAGUGUCCUGGGACCAGCACAGGGAAACUUGUUUAGUUCAAUCAAUGUCAGACUGCAUAAGCAAUAAAAUAAGGUCUUAAUAAAGCAUUCUGGAGUGUAGGCGAUUCCUACAAUCAAUCAUGAUUGUCUUGUGUCUUCUGUGUUGCAUAGCUCCUCUCAAACAAUUUCAUUCCCCUGGUGCCCUUAGUAUCUUAAUCCUGGGGUAACAAAGACUAGGAGAAGAGGCUGUUUUCUCCUUCACUGUUGCCAGAAGCAUAAUUUCCUCUGAGGGUUCCAUGGAGCCAAGACUGUUCUCCGUCACAGAACUUUUGAAACUUUCCUGAAGCAUGAAACGGGUGCUGGGGAAUUUGGAAGCAUCUUGGGAAUAGAAGACACUAGGCCCAACAGGACAAACUAGACUCUUAAGCCAGAGAACUCUUCAGGACUCAAUGUGGUUAUGAUUCUUGUUUCCUCUGGAGCCCUCACUGAUACUCCUGCCUGUCAUCUGAUCUCAUGGCCGGAGGAAUGUCAGGCCCUGCUACCAUGGAAGAAUACCUGAUUGUAAACUCCAUGAGGACCCGGAUUUCCUAGGGCCUACAUGACCAGCACAUGGCCACCUUGAGGGUCCAAGCGAAGAAGAAUGCUGGUGUAGUUGCUUCCUUCCAGGAGUCAUGAGACAAUCCAGGGCAGAGAGCCCGCCACCUCCUCUUCAACAACCUUACCAGCCAACACCUGCAGCAGGGGGCAGUCUCUGCCAGAGGGCAGAAGGAAGAAAGCCAUCCACGGGUGGAUGGAGAAAGAAACUAUCCCAAAUCACACUCUGAUGGAAAGUUUGACUAUUGCCAGUAACUUUUGUGCACCAACAGACAGAUU